Didymella exigua CBS 183.55 is the source of this 852-nucleotide messenger RNA. RefSeq lists its product as uncharacterized. NCBI's taxonomy places the organism in Eukaryota, Fungi, Ascomycota, Dothideomycetes, Pleosporales, Didymellaceae. Bases 1 to 852 code for a protein of 283 amino acids. The transcript is spliced from 2 exons. The record is from RefSeq and is a predicted model, not a curated record. Gene Ontology annotation, molecular function: serine-type endopeptidase activity.
AUGAUAUCCUCAGGCUUCACCAACGCGCCCGUCUCCCAAUUCCUCGUCUUCGGCACCGUCAUCGGGUCUCUCGUCGCAUCCCUCACCGACACACGAUAUUACCUCCCGAUUGCUGUGGUGCCGCAUAUCUGGGGCUAUGGACAGCUGUGGCGUGUGCUGACGUGGGGUUGGGUGUGGACAAAUAGUACCGAGGUGCUGUUUGGCGUGCUCGGAUUCUAUCAGCUGAGGGUCGUGGAGAGGCUGUGGGGGAGCCGGAAGUUCUUGAGCUUCAUCAUCGCAACCCUCCCGUACACGACGCUUCUUCCGCCGCUGCUCUUGACCUUCGUCCUGAGACCGCUCACACUCGGAUACGUCAACUACCUGCCCUCGGGCCCAACGGCCAUGCUCUUCGCCCUCCUCGCAAACUACUACGCCGCCAUCCCCUACACGUACAAAUACCGCAUCUCGCCCUCCACCCCCUCCCCUUCAUCCUCUUCGACAGCAACCCAACAAGCAACGUCCGUCUGGUCGCGCAGCCUCACAGUCACCUCCAAAGCAACGUCGUACAUUGCGCCCUUCCAGCUCGCGCUCUCCCAGUUCCCCGGCUCGCUGCUCGCCGCUGCAGUGGGCUGGGCGGUCGGGACUGCGUACCGCCGCGAUUUACUACCAGGGGCGUACGCGUGGCGGGUUCCGGGGUGGAUGGUGGGCGAGGAGGACGGAGACAAGGGCGGGUUCGAUAACCUGAGGCAGCGGCUGGAGCAUGAGCGGGAGGGCACGAGCACGGGGAUUCUGGCGGGCGAGACGGGGCAGGGGGCGCUUAGGCGGCGGACGCUGGGGGAGAUGAUCGGGGGUCAGUUCGGUGGAGGGCGGUGA